AUGGCGCUGCUUCAAUACAAAGCUCCCGUCAACUAUGAAGCUCAUCAAGAGGCUUUCGAAGACUUCCUUUCCACUUUCAAAACUUCUCCGACUGCGAACAUUACCCAUGCUUUGGGCGGCAUGAACAUUGAUGAGGAUGAUUUCAGCGAUGACAACGAUAUGAUGGAUGAUGAUGAUGACCAGACCUCAAGGAGGCAGACCAGAGCUCAAGCAAAGGUUCCCAAGCUGAAGUAUUUGGAGUUAUUACAAAAAGUUGCGGACAGAUACGAGGAUGAAAUCACAAUUGAACUGGACGAUUUAGCCAAAUAUGACGACUUACUGGAUGAAGCUGGAACUCCUCUCAAUCUAGUCAACUCGAUUGAAACCAACGCAAAGCAUUAUCUGGACAUUUUAUCCAAGGCGGUCGAUGCAGUGAUGCCACAACCUACAAGAGAAAUCAACUAUAAGGAUGAUGUACUUGAUGUUCUCAUGUCGCAAAGAACAGCUCGAAAUAACGCCUUACGCCGUGCUGCCGCCGAACAGAGCGAUAUAACGGUUGAACCCGAACUCUUCCCUGCCGAACUUACAAGAAGAUAUACUUUGAACUUCAAACCAUUAAGCGCUUCCGGAGAUAACUCCAAAAAAGCUUUGGCAGUGCGACAGGUUCGUGGUGAACAUCUUGGUCAUCUUAUUACCGUUAGGGGUAUUACUACAAGAGUCUCAGAUGUUAAGCCGACUGUGGAAGUAAACGCAUAUACUUGUGAUAGAUGUGGUUGCGAAAUUUUCCAGCCCGUUGGAUCCAAGACAUUCGGGCCAUUAGUUGAAUGUCCUUCUCCCGAUUGUACUACGAAUCAAACCAAAGGACAACUCCAUCAUUCCACUCGAGCCUCAAAAUUUCAGCCAUUCCAAGAAAUCAAAAUCCAGGAAAUGGCCGAACAAGUCCCGGUUGGUCACAUUCCUCGAAUGUUGACUGUUCUAUGCCACGGGGCUCUAGUUCGACGUAUCAAUCCUGGAGAUGUUGUCGAUAUUGCAGGAAUUUUCUUACCUACGCCAUAUACGGGCUUCAAAGCCAUUAGAGCUGGUCUCCUCACUGAUACAUAUCUUGAGGCACAGCACGUCACUCAACACAAGAAGGCUUACGAAGAUUUAACUAUUGAUAGCCGAGUUUUCAAGCGAAUUGAGCAAUACAGAGCAUCUGGCCAUGUUUACGAAUAUCUUGCAAAAUCUAUCGCGCCUGAAAUUUACGGUCAUUUAGAUGUGAAGAAAGCAUUACUUUUAUUGCUGGUCGGUGGUGUUACUAAAAGUAUGGGGGAUGGAAUGAGAAUCAGAGGUGAUAUCAAUAUCUGUCUGAUGGGUGACCCGGGAGUGGCAAAAUCUCAAUUACUCAAAUAUAUCACCAAAGUGGCACCCAGAGGAGUUUACACUACCGGUCGUGGAAGUAGUGGUGUUGGUCUUACUGCAGCGGUUAUGAAGGAUCCAGUAACUGAUGAAAUGAUUCUCGAAGGUGGUGCGCUGGUACUUGCUGAUAAUGGUAUCUGCUGUAUCGAUGAAUUUGACAAGAUGGAUGAUACCGAUCGGACUGCAAUUCACGAAGUUAUGGAACAACAGACAAUUUCCAUUUCCAAGGCCGGAAUUUCUACGACUUUGAACGCUAGAACUUCCAUUUUGGCAGCUGCCAAUCCUCUUUAUGGCCGUUACAAUCCCAGGAUAUCUCCAGUGGAGAACAUCAACCUUCCAGCAGCUUUACUCUCCCGUUUCGAUGUACUAUUCCUUAUUCUUGACACUCCUACUAGAGAUAACGAUGCUCUCCUCGCUCGCCACGUCACCUAUGUUCACAUGAAUAAUAAACAUCCUGAUACUGAAGGUGUUGUUUUCACACCACAAGAAGUUCGUCAAUAUGUUGCUCAAGCUAGAUCCUAUCGUCCAACGGUUCCAACGAGCGUCUCUGAGUAUAUGGUAAAAGCCUAUGUCAGAAUGCGUGAUCAACAAUCUCGUGAUGAGAAAAAUAAGAAACAAUUUGCUCAUACCUCUCCUCGUACCCUUCUUGGUGUUCUUCGUCUAUCACAAGCUCUUGCUCGAUUACGUUUCAGCGAAGAGGUGGUUCAAGAUGAUGUUGAUGAAGCUCUUAGACUUGUUGAAGCAUCGAAGGAGAGUUUGUAUGCUGAUCAAGAUGGAUAUAGAAAGGAUUCUAGUCCAAGCAGCAGAAUUUACAAUAUGGUUAGAGCUUUGGCCGAAGCUGGUCAAUGCAGACCUGAAGAGGCGGACGAUGAAGAUGAUGAGACUUUGGGUAUGGAAUUGAGUAUGAAGAAGGUCAAGGAGAGAGUCAUUGCCAAGGGAUUUACCGAGGAUCAAUGGCGAGCUGCUGUUAUGGAAUACACCGAUCUUGAUAUCUGGCAAACGGCUGGUAAUGGAACGAGAUUGCUCUUUGUCAUGUCAGAGGCAGCGCAUAUGGCAAGGGAUGAAGAGUAUGAAAUGGAAUAA
This is a messenger RNA of Botrytis byssoidea, 2460 nucleotides long. Its product is annotated as DNA replication licensing factor MCM7. Gene Ontology annotation, biological process: DNA replication; DNA strand elongation involved in DNA replication; DNA replication initiation. The record is from RefSeq and is a predicted model, not a curated record. The coding region runs from base 1 to 2460 and encodes 819 amino acids. Gene Ontology annotation, molecular function: single-stranded DNA binding; single-stranded DNA helicase activity; ATP binding. The transcript has 5 exons. Lineage: Eukaryota; Fungi; Ascomycota; Leotiomycetes; Helotiales; Sclerotiniaceae. Gene Ontology annotation, cellular component: MCM complex; nucleus.